Messenger RNA from Sparassis crispa, 3651 nucleotides. Its product is annotated as Paired amphipathic helix protein. Gene Ontology annotation, biological process: negative regulation of transcription by RNA polymerase II. The record is from RefSeq and is a predicted model, not a curated record. The coding region runs from base 1 to 3651 and encodes 1216 amino acids. Gene Ontology annotation, cellular component: Sin3-type complex; chromatin. Lineage: Eukaryota; Fungi; Basidiomycota; Agaricomycetes; Polyporales; Sparassidaceae. The transcript is spliced from 10 exons. Gene Ontology annotation, molecular function: transcription corepressor activity.
AUGCCGGAUCCCGAGGACGUUGUACCAACUGCCCCACAUCCUUUGGAGGAGCGCGUUGCGCAGCCUAGACAAUCUAACGAGGCCGUAGCGGAAUCAUUUACGGAAGAUCCUGGACACCUGGUAGGCCUACCGCAGGAACGGCCGUUGAAUGUUACGGACGCCCUCAGCUAUCUUGAUUCGGUAAAGAUGCAGUUUCAGGAGAGGCCGGACGUAUACAACCACUUUUUGGAUAUCAUGAAGGACUUUAAAGGCCAACUUAUUGAUACUCCAGGUGUCAUUGAACGCGUCUCAAAUUUGUUCCACGGCCACCCAGCUCUGAUUCAGGGCUUCAACACAUUUCUUCCCGCUGGCUAUCGUAUCGAAUGUACGACCGAUACGCAGAAUCCUAACUUCAUUACUGUCACUACGCCAGCAGGAACCACCACUCAGGCCACGGACGGGACGUUCAUGUUCGGCGACAGCGCGACAACGGUCGUAGCUUCGUCCGUCCGCUCUCCCUCCGCUACCCCGGUACCCAGUGUGAACCUCGAGCCCGCGCUGUCGUACGUGCAACGGGUGAAGGCGCGGUACCUCGGCGAGCCGGAGCGGUACAAGAAAUUUCUGGAGGUCUUGUCGGACAAGUCGGGAAUGCCUGACGACGUGCGUGAUCCGAAUCGUGAAUCCUGGUCGGUAGCAAUCCUCUCAGCUAGGUGUGCGCAGGGCGACGUUGUGGCACGUGUCGGCAGACUCUUCUAUGAUGCCCCCGACCUCAUGAAGGACUUCGUCGAGUUUCUUCCGGAUAAACACAUGCAGGAGAUCGAGCUCGCUCGACUGGCUGAGGAGGAGCGCAGAGUUGCCACACCCGUGAGCGAGGCCAAAGUUCCAGCCAAGAGAAAAGCAGAAUCGACAAGUUCGACCGUGCCACAGAAGCGAAAGCGGAAACCGGUGGAGAAGGAGAAAGAAAGGGAAAAGGAUAAGGAUAAAGAGAGCAUAGCAAUAGCGAAGACGAGCAGCAGCAAGGCGAAGAAGGGACGGUCGCAAGUCGAGCCCUCUUCACCUCGCCAUGCGGUCAUCCCACCGUCACCCCGCCGCUCGCAUGUACACUCCCAUCACUUUGCACCACCCGUGCCUAUACCUCCCCCUGCACCCGAACCAUCUGCACCACUCACACCCACCGAUUCCGCCCAUUUCUUCGAUCGCGUCAAGCGCGCGCUAGACAGUCGAGAAACUUACAACGAAUUCCUGAAGCUCGUAAAUCUCUUCGCGCAAGACAUCAUCGAUAUUCCACGGCUUGUACAUCAGAGCCGCUCAUAUCUGGGAGACGGAGAACUAAUGGCUCAGUUCAGGGAGAUACUCGGCUAUGACGAGCAGCAGGAACGCUAUGCAGCGGGCGCAGACGUGUACUCGUGGCCGAUGACCUCGCUGGACCGGCCUAGUCGAAACCAGCUAAAUUUGCGGUACGGCAGCUAUCGCAAGCUGCCGGAUAGCGAAAUCAACGUAAAAUGUGCUGGCCGGGACGAGAUGUGCAGGUCCGUGUUGAAUGACGAGUGGGUUUCCCAGCCGACAUUCGCCAGCGAGGAUUCAGGUUUCUUGGCCCACAAGAAGAACGUGUAUGAAGAGGCGCUACAUCGGAGCGAGGAGGAGCGGCAUGAGUACGACUUCCACAUCGAAGCGAUACACCGUACGAUCCAGAUGCUGGAACCGCUGAACAAUAAGAUUGCGCAGCUGAGUCCUGACGAGCGCAACAGCUUCAAGCUGAAGCCGAACUUCGGCGGCGCGGGGAAGGCGAUCCACCAGCGGGUGGUGAAGAAGAUCUACGGGAAGGAGCUCGGCGUGGAGGUAUACCAAGCGAUGCAGGACGUACCCGCCCUCGCGAUCCCCGUCGUUCUGACGCGCUUGAAGCAGAAGCACGAGGAGUGGAAGCGUGCGCAGCGGGAGUGGAACAAGGUCUGGCGCGAGGUCGACGCUCGCAACUACCACAAGUCGCUCGACCACCAGGGCAUCACGUUCAAGGCGGCGGACAAGAAGGCGAUCACUGCGAGAGCUCUUGUAAACCAGAUCGAAGUCGCGCGCGACGAGCAGAUGGCGAAGCGUGCGUCGCUCAUUGAUCCACUUUUUGCCCGCCUGCGGCCCCACCAUCAGCUAGAGUUUGUUGUCGACGAUAUAUCCGUCCUGCAGGAUGCUGUCAAGCUCACACUCACAUUCCUUGACCGCACGCAGGGCCAGAUCGCCUUCGGGGACAGGAAGAAAAUCGAGACGUUCCUCCGCGCGUUCAUCCCGCUAUUCUUCGUCCUAGACCCGGUGCUAUUUAACGGCUCGCUGGUGCCGCACCAGGAGGCUGCUACUGAUAGCGACAUGGAUUUGGAGAGCACAGCUGACGACGCGGAGUUUGCGGGCAGUUCUAGCGGUUCGCGCUCUGGGAGGAACAGCAGAAAGCCGGCGGGAGGCUCGUCGGGGGAUUUGCGGAAGAAGCUGCUGAAGAGCGAGCAGGCGAAAUCUAGCAGGCGGACUCGUGCGCAGGAUGCUGCGUCCCCAUCCGUAUCGCGGCGAACAUCUCCGGCGAUGUCAGAGACGAUGCAAGUUGAAGGAGACGACGCCCAGUCUACUACUCCCGCCAACCGAAGAGAAGACUCCUUGCAAAUCGAUCCGCCUCCUGCGCGGCGAAGAGGGCGCUACAUGUUCUACACAAACACGACAUUCUAUGUUGUUUUGCGUUUGCUGGAGAUACUCUACUCCCGUUUGCACCUCUUCAAAACCAUCGCCAAGGAGAUCGCUGACAGCAGCACCAUCACGACAACGCCAAACCCAGUCAUGGUCCAGCUGGGCAUCCUGAAUGAUAUCGGCAAGCUUGGCGACAAGCGCCAGGAAGCCGUUCACUACUACGACUUUAUGCUGGAGUCGUGCGAGAAGCUAUUCGACAACGAACUCGAGCUACAUGUCUUCGAGGACCAGAUGCGGUACAUGUUUGGCACCAAGCAUUCGUACAAAAUUAUUACUGUGGACAAGCUCGUUGGUGCGAUCAUCAAGCAGGUGCAGCUUGUACUGAGCGACAUUAAGAGCCAAGAGCUCUUCGAUCUCCUGCGGCGCGAGCGAGACAUUAUAUCUCCGACCACGCAGGAUCUGCUUAAUUGUAGGCACAAUACUGAGAAGGUGCUCGGACCGGACGAGAACCUCUUUCGCAUAGAUUGGAUCCCUGAGAGCAAAACUGUGACCAUGCAAUUACUGGGCAAGGACGAUUCAAGCUUCGACGAUGCCGAAGUACUCACCGGGCGCUGGCAAGCUUACGUAGAUUCGUUCAUAUCUCCCGAACCCACAGCAGGUGUCCCGACAGUAUCCGCGCCAAGACGCUCAUUCCUUCGCCGAUCCAAACUUCCUCCGGCACCGGAAGACGCGCGACCCUACAUUGUCGCGCGCGGCGGCCUGGGUAUCAAAGUAUGCGUGCGCACGUACCGCCUCUUCUUCGAUGCGCGCUCGGAGGACAUCUUAUUCCGCUUCCCGUCGACGCAGGAGAGCGAAGCCUCGCGGGCGAAGUUGGAGGCGGCCACAGUGAGGCGGAAGAAAUGGCUAGAAAAGCUUGCGGCUGUGCCGAAGGCUGACGACUCCACUACCGUCGCGGGCGCGGCUGCGACGCAACCCCCGGUGGUAAACGGUAUUGCUGGUGGGCCUUCGUGA